Apiotrichum porosum is the source of this 468-nucleotide messenger RNA. It is a transcript of the gene RPS17, whose product is annotated as 40S ribosomal protein S17. Gene Ontology annotation, molecular function: structural constituent of ribosome. NCBI's taxonomy places the organism in Eukaryota, Fungi, Basidiomycota, Tremellomycetes, Trichosporonales, Trichosporonaceae. The record is from RefSeq and is a predicted model, not a curated record. Gene Ontology annotation, biological process: translation. Bases 1 to 468 code for a protein of 155 amino acids. The transcript is spliced from 3 exons. Gene Ontology annotation, cellular component: ribosome.
AUGUUCGCGCCGACUUCCUUCCCCUACGUUCUGUCGACUGGUCGCGUGCGCACUAAGACUGUCAAGCGUGCUUCGCGCGUCAUCAUCGAGAAGUACUACCCCAAGCUUACUCUCGACUUCCACUCGAACAAGCGCGUGCUCGAUGACGUCGCCCAGGUCCCCUCCAAGCGUCUCCGCAACAAGAUUGCUGGCUUCACCACCCACCUCAUGAAGCGUAUCCAGAAGGGCCCCGUGCGCGGUAUCUCUUUCCGUCUCCAGGAGGAGGAGCGUGAGCGCAAGGACCAGUACGUCCCCGACGUCUCGGCCCUCGCCGUUUCGCCCGAGGCUCCCCUCGAGGUCGACGGUGAGACCAAGGACCUCCUCCGUUCGCUCGGCCUCGACGCCCUCCCCGUCAACGUCGUCAACGUCUCGGCUUACCAGCCCCGCGAGCGCAAGACCCGCUUCGUCCCCGGUGCCGGCAAGGCCUAA